UUUCUUUUUUCCGUCGCGUUCUCUACUCGUCGUCACGAAGAACGAACGAACAAACGUACGGAUCACUUGAAAUUAGGGAUCCCGGCGCGUACGCGCAUGCGCGGUACGCGCAAUUUUUUCUCUUGGGUACUGCAGCUCGGCGAGCAGUCGUCCAUCUGUCGAGAGCGCGUUAAGGACGAUGUUGGACGUCGUGCGCGAGGUGCGACGACGACGACGUUUCGUAGCACGGCGUAGCCCGUCGACGAUGUGCUGUCCGUGUAGCGUCGCGAGGAACUACGUUUUCGCGUAACGCGAGCCGAAAACGGAUACGAGUAAAAGUGAGGUAGACACACGGUGCAUCGUCCCCUGAGCAGUCCAUGCGCUCUAUGCAGUGAUGGCUUCGGUGAAGGUAGCCGUGAGGGUUCGUCCCUUUAACAAAAGGGAGCUGGCGAUGAACGCGAAGAUGAUCGUGCAAAUGGACGGCAAGAAAACACGCAUAUUCAACACGAAGACACCGGGCAGCUGCAGAGAAAUCGACAGGGAGAAAUACAAAGACUUCACGUUCGAUCACUCCUACUGGUCCUAUGACCCGAACGACGACAACUACGCGUCCCAGGAAGAGGUUUUCUUUGAUCUUGGUACGGAUGUAAUAGAAAGUGCCUUCGAGGGCUACAAUGCCUGCGUCUUUGCCUACGGCCAGACAGGGUCUGGGAAGACCUUUACGAUGAUGGGCACGCCGGAGGCUCAAGGAUUGAUACCACGGAUCUGCAAAACGCUGUUCGCUAGAAUGGCCGCGGGGAAAGAGAGCGGAGCGUCGUAUAGAACCGAGGUAUCCUUCCUGGAAAUACACAAUGAGAGAGUGAGAGACUUGCUAAGACUGGACCAGUCACAGUCUCAUUCCCUCAGGGUGCGGGAGCAUCCUAAGAGGGGCCCUUACGUCCAAGACCUGUCCAGCCACCUCGUGUACGAUUAUUCGGACAUCCAGGAAUGCAUGGUGAGAGGCAACACGCACAGAACUACCGCUAGCACAAACAUGAACGAUGUGAGCAGUAGGAGUCACGCGAUCUUUACGAUAACGUUCGUGCAAGCUGGACUCUCCGAGGGCAACAUGCCAUCAGAGACCGUUUCCAAGGUGCAUCUUGUCGACUUGGCCGGAAGCGAGCGUGCUAACGCUACGGGAGCCACUGGACAACGACUGAAAGAAGGUGCCCACAUCAACAAGUCCCUGGUGACUUUAGGUUCUGUGAUAUCGGCGCUCGCGGAGGUCAGUUCCGCGAGCGACACGUCUUCUUCUUCUUCCAAGAAGAGCGUCUUUAUACCUUACCGCGACAGCGUGCUUACAUGGCUGCUGAAGGACUCGCUCGGUGGUAACUCGAAGACUAUAAUGAUCGCUGCUAUUAGCCCAGCGGAUUGCAACUAUGGCGAGACCCUCAGCACGCUCAGGUACGCCAAUCGAGCCAAGAACAUCAUCAAUAAGCCAACCAUCAACGAAGACCCGAACGUCAAGUUGAUCAGGGAACUCAGGGAGGAGAUCCUGAAGCUCAAGUCUCUUAUUGGGAAAGAUAUGAGCAUCGAGAGGCCACCGCAGAUGUUAUUGGCUCAGAUUCACGAGAAGCAGGAGCAGGAGAAGGUGCUGACGGAGGAGUGGACGGAAAAGUGGCGGGAAACGCAGCAGAUUCUUCAAGAGCAGAAAGCAUUGGGUCUUCGGAAGAGUGGCGUUGGCGUGGUCCUGGAUUCGGAAAUGCCUCACUUGGUAGGAAUCGAUGACGAUCUUCUCAGCACUGGCGUCACGCUGUACCAUCUGAAAGAGGGAAGGACGUUAGUGGGAACGGAAGAAGCGGCAACCACGCAGGAUAUCGUAUUGACCGGUGGCGACGUCGAACCAGAGCACUGCGUGGUAGAGUUAGACAGCGGCGUAGCAACCCUUCAUCCCCUUUCUUCGCACUGCUGGAUCAACACAGCGCAAGUAGAUAAACCCACGCGCCUCUCGCAAGGCUGUAUUAUUCUACUGGGCAGGAACAAUAUGUUCCGGUACAACGAUCCAGUAGAGGCGGCCAAGCUAAGAAAGGAAGGUGGAACGGGUAACGGUAACUUACAAUCGACGGUCGUCAAUCUUUCAAGAUUGUCCCUCUUGAGUUGGAGUGUCUCGGAUUUGCAUGCCUCGUCCUCUAGCGAUAACCUUUUAAAUUCGAGCGAAGACCUCCGCGCGCUCGAGGAACUGGAACAGCAGAAGGCUGCCCUUAUCAAGGAAAAGGAGGACUUCAAGGUUCGUGAGAGGGAACAGGAGGAACGAGAAGAGAGAUGGGCCGCCAGAAGGGAGGCCCUGAAAGGCGCGCAACGUGAAUUGGAACGCGAAUGGGGCGCCCAAUGGAAAGAGUGGGCGGACGCGAUAGCCGCUCUCGAAUCACGGCAACGCGAGUUGCGUGCGCGCCGUAACAUCCUGGAGCAAGAGCGACGGGACGAAAUGACGCAAGUAGAAAGUUUAUGUAGGGAAGUUGCCUCUCUGCGCACAACAUUGCAGUCCAAGCAUCGUCAAUUCCAAGAGUUCAUGAACAAUCACGAACGCACGCAAAGAUUCCAUCAAUGGUGGGAGAAGACGGACGACGGCGCCGGCAGCGACGGCAGCUUGCCAGAAUCCUGGUCGAGUUUGAACGAUGAUAAAUGCGUUGACGCGAUGCGAGAGCUUGUUAAUCAUCACAAGAAAGAAUUGGCCGUCUUGGAAACCGAGUUGCAAAACAAAGUGAAGUCCCUAAACGAACACCAAAGCAAGGUAGAUAAAAUGGAGGAAGAGCUGAUGGAGAUAGCUAGGAAGCAAAAGCACAUAUUUAACCUCGAACUGGAAGGUGAAGGAAACACGGAGAAAAAAUUGCUUCUAGCAAAGCGCACCCAGGAGCAGCUUCAGGAGAUCCUACGACGGAAACAGAGUCUUUCGUUGAAUUUGAAACGAGCUCUACCCGCGUCACUGGACGACCAGUCCCUGAGCGGCGACGAUAUCGUGUCCAACGGGGAGAGCCAAUCGUUCCUGGACGCGUGUAAUAGAAAACUUCAAAUAGCCUCUGCAAUGAACAUACUGCCACAAAAUCUUCCAAGUUCCGUCGAUACCGCAGAUACUUUUCAUACAGCUGCGGCUGACUCUCCGGAGCCUCGCAUUCUCUUCGAAGAUCCUAACACGAAACGGUUUGAAACCUCGCUGGACGAUGAACAAGAACCAGACAAGCAACUGGACACUUCCCCAAAAGUUUACUUGGAGAACGACAAGACGAGAUUGCCUGAAACGAAAGUAAACAGAAAGUCUUCGGUGGAAGGUGUCACGGAGCCAGAGAAGUGUAACGGCAGUGCACCGAAAUCACCAACGGACUCCAUCACGGGAAUGGAAAUUCCUGAAGACUCGUUGGAGUCACCGGUGCAACGGAAUCCAGCGAUGAAACGUCUUAACCAAAGAAUCGCUCGUCAACGAAUGAUGGUGAUGAGGUGCCUAGAGACUAGCACUCCCUCGAAAGAAGACCUGAACAGGCAGAUAAUGAUUCUGCAGGAGCUCCAGAAGCAGCAGAUCGAAUUGGAGGUGUCGCUCUUGGAAGAUGAGCGAAAGAAUCUCAGACAUUCUAUGUCGCAGUGCAGCGACGACAGGCUGCAGGACCAUGACGACCGUGUGCAGACUGUAGAGUCGAACACAUGUCGCGAUUUAGAAGUUAUGAAUAACACAGCUACUCUGUUAACCAUGUCCACAACGCGAUCUCCGAUUCAAAGGAACAACAGGCCUAAUACCAACGACGACGAGGGUUUGUCGGAAUCAGUUGCUCCUAGGAUAUCUUCUGGUAGAGGAUACUCGACAGUUUAUCUAACGAGUCAGAACCGAGGGGACCGAUUGAGCAGUCCGUACUCCUUGACAAUCACUAGAUCCCUGCCGUCUUUGAUAGCGAACGACACCGACUGCGACAAUGUAAUUAACAUGAUCGUCAGUAUACCUUCCUACGUGAUACGCGGAGCAGGGACGUCUAGCCAUUACGAGUACGAAGUGCGUGUUGUAGCUCAAGACGAUAGUUGGACGCUUCUGCGUAGAUACAGAAGAUUCCGGGAAUUGUACAUCUCCAUGCGACAGAAAUAUGGUAGCAAGGUAGCAGCGAUACGCUUCCCACCUCGACAAGUUUUUCCAAGGUACGAGGUAGUAGCGCGACAACGUAGGAAACGAUUAGAGGAAUAUUUGCGACGACUGAUACAAGUCUGCUCAGAAUUGCCACACUGCGAACCUCUUUAUAAGUACAACGGCAACUUAAGCAACAUAGAUAAGCAAUCAUUGCUGGAAUUUAGUUCGUUCUUCAGACGGGGAACAUUCGAGAGCAGUAAGUACGGGACGAGUUAAACGAAUCGGUUCCCCCGAAGAGCGAAACAAACUCGAGCGGGAAAUGUUUAAUAAUUCGUUGUAUUUUUUUAUGAGAGCGGACUGGAGAUGAACCUAAAGUGGGAAAAAUAUUAGCAAAGUAUAGUUACCACUUUUUGCGACGAUUAUUAAUUCUAUAUUUUACCAAAAUACGUUUCCAAAAGUUUAUCGUUUAUAAGACUGAUGUAAUAUCGCAUAUUUAAUAUCUGUUCGUUCUUAGCGUUAGUAAAAGGUAUCACGAUUCGUAUUUGAGAAAUGAGCAAGAUCUGACCGAGUCUCGAGGAGUAUUUUCAACGUAGAUGGGAUUCCCAGACCAAAUCGUUACGGGUUGCAGAUAUUUUCCUAAUGUUUUUCUCCCUUGUUAGAAGCAGAGAUGGGUAAAAUUUUAUUCGAAUAAUAGAUAAUAGAAUAUUAGCGACGUUUAGUUUGAUUAGCAUCUUGUGAAGCAUUUAAUUCUAUAAACGAAAUUCUAAUUUUUAUUGUAUAUUCGGUAUUCGAAAUUUUUAUCUAGAUAAGAAUUUUACCCAUCUUUAGAUGCAUCAUGCAAUUUCAAAGUGUACCUUUCUCACGCUUCGAUUCCUCACGGAAUUAUCGAUUUCUUUGUUUGAAGCCAUCGAUCACUGAUGGUAUGUUAGCUAGACCAGUAUUGUUAUAUGAGAUACGCGCGAAUUACGGAAUGAUUUGUUGUGCGCACAACCACGAUGACCAUAAACGUACAUCGGGCGUGAUUAUGCUCGUGAUAAUAAUUAGAUUUCAUAAAAUGAUCGCGUUUAUUUUUUCGUCGGACCGCGUCUUUUACACACCGUCGGAGAGAGUCGACUGGAUUAUAUUGAAAAAAAAUGAACUUCCUCCUAGCGCGUAGUUAAUAAAUGAAACUUAUUGAAUGAUCAUAAUUUUACGAAGUGCAAAGAAUAUCAUAUCGCUGUUGAAGUUCUUCCGGUUCCGGGGAGUUAUAUAUAAUAUAUAUAUUGUAUAUGUAUACACUGCGUUUCGAGGCAAAGUUUGUAUGAAAACACACACACACAAACACACACGUACACAUACACGAACAGCAAUGUUAAAGUUGACGUUAUGCAAUGCUUUGGCAAUGAGAAAAAUUUAUAUUAAUCGACGCUAACUUUAAUAUUAUCGAUUAUUCUCGGCAAAAUGUUUAACCACCAUUGCAAACAGAGAUGGGCAAAUUUUCUAGAUCGAAACUUCGAAUAACUAAAAGUGCAUAUUUUCAAUCUUUCCGAAUCCGAGUCUUUUGAUAAGGCUAAUCAGCCCAUCAAUAAGAACACCACCUCAAACAUACGUGCAUAAUUAUUUAAUCGAAUAAAAUGUUGGCCAUCUCUGAUAGUAAAGCUGCUUCGCAAGAAUCGAAGAUUUUUACCUUUUUAACGCGGUGUACGCUUUCCAAGUCCAAGAAUUCUAUAUAUACUAAACGAAACAAAAAAAUAAUCGCAUUUAUCUAUUGCACGGCCAGAUCAUUUUGCCUUGAAUUCUAACUAAUCGGGAGUAUUAACGACAUUAUUGUAUUCGACAUCUGAUUCCUAUUGUUUGAUAUUAAAAAGCAAAUGAAACACUUAGCAAUACGCAGCAUCGUCAUCGAAGUAAAUAUUCAACUUGUGAUUAUGGUGAACGAUACUUAUUCCAUGGCUGUGUAUUAAACUGACUUCAAACCCCGAUGAAUUGUCCUGGAUGGAUGGUUUAGUCGUACUAGUAGCUCGUAGCCGCGAGGUCUGUAUAUUUUAGCAAAUUGUUUAGACGAACAUUGUACCUCAUGUUUCAUACGAUUUCCGAAAGAAUAUCAACUGCUUUUUUUUAUACUUGAUCUACGCGAUCUAUGUUCUCUAAAUGUAAGAAGAUACAGUAAAUAGUCAUAGCUCGA
Messenger RNA from Hylaeus volcanicus, 6227 nucleotides. RefSeq names its product kinesin-like protein Klp98A (gene Klp98A). The transcript is spliced from 17 exons. Gene Ontology annotation, molecular function: phosphatidylinositol binding; microtubule motor activity; ATP binding. Gene Ontology annotation, biological process: microtubule-based movement. Lineage: Eukaryota; Metazoa; Arthropoda; Insecta; Hymenoptera; Colletidae. The coding region runs from base 374 to 4339 and encodes 1321 amino acids. The record is from RefSeq and is a predicted model, not a curated record.